Dibothriocephalus latus is the source of this 213-nucleotide messenger RNA. Lineage: Eukaryota; Metazoa; Platyhelminthes; Cestoda; Diphyllobothriidea; Diphyllobothriidae. The record is from the annotation of a GenBank genome assembly.
AUGUUCCUGUUGUUGCAGGCGUACGACGCGGGUUUUCUAGGCAAGAACGCCUGCGGUACGGGCUACGACUUUGAUGUGUACAUCCACCGCGGAGGCGGCGCUUACAUCUGUGGAGAAGAGACUGCCCUGAUUGAAUCCAUUGAAGGGAAGCAGGUGCGUUUCGUCCCCCCUCCCGUCACCUAUGCGUCUGUUGCUGUCAACCUACUUAUCUAA